UUGUUUCGCUGAUAGUCCUCCGCCAAAGCCCAACACGCGUGCGUCGCUUUACGCUGCGAAGAUGCAUCGCCAGGUUCUAUUUAUCGCGCUCGUGGCUGUUCUGGCUGCGCAGUGCUCUUCUGCUCUCUCGCGUGGCCUGCUCCAGCAGCAAUGCCUGAGGAAUGGUGCUCGCUGCUCGCUGUACCAGGUGGGCCAGUGCUGCGCCGGCACCGUGUGCACCAUGCCGCUGGAGUGCACCUCGCGCGGCUCCCGCAGCGAGUGCCUGCCCGAGUGCCGCACCCAAACCCUGAAGAACCUGACCCGCGUUGAGUUCCCGUCCAAGUUCGGCAUGACCCCCGGCUUUGAGGGCGGCAAGAAGAACAAGCCCGCUGUGGUUGUCAUGCAGGAGUGGUGGGGCGUGAACGCGGCCAUCCGCGACAUCGCCAUGCACGUGGCCGAGCAGGGCUACCGCGUGCUGGUGCCCGACCUGUACCGCGGCCGUGUGGCGGUGGACCGCAUGGAGGCCGUCGGGGUAAGAGGCACUGCGGCACCACUGCGCACCCGCCCCCUCACCACUUGCCCGCCACUACACCAACCCGCCACGCCGCACCCGCCCCGCCCGCGCCACAGGACCCGCGGCGUGGACGACGUGGUGUCUGCCGUCCAGUACCUGCGCGCCACCGGCUCCAAGAAGGUGGCCAUCCUGGGCUUCUGCCAGGGCGGCGCCAUGGCACUCUGUGGCGCGCAGUUCGCGGGCGUGGACGCGGCCAUCCCCUUCUACGGCAUCCCCGGCAACUUCACCGGCUGCGACCCGGUGAAGAUCCCCAAGGGCGUGCCCAUCCAGGCGCACUACGGCACCAACGACACCUCCUUCCCCACCUCCCGCGUGGUGCCGCUGUACAACGCCAUGACGGCCGCCGGCGUGUACGCCAAGCUCAACCUGUACGAGGGCCUGCCCCACGCCUUCCUCAACGCCAUCACCCCGGCCGGCCGCGUCCUGUUCUCCAACGGCAACCCCGUGGGCUUCAACUUCCCCAGUGAGAAGCUGGUCACCCAGGCCUUCAGCCGCAUGACCAACUUCCUGCGCCUGCACAUCCGUUACUAAACGCCGGCAGCUGGUAGCAGCAGCUGCAGGCAUACCGCAAUCCUGACCGGCGCGCGAGCGGGCGAGCGUGUGUGAGUGUGAGAGAGGAGGAGAGGGGUAAUGCUGAAGGACGAUGCAGGCAAUGUGGCCCUCGGAGUGGCCUGCAGUGGCCAGGGACGUGCUGACUCGGAUGUGCUCGCUUCAUCGCAAGACACUGUAUGGCGAGCAAUGUUGACCUAGGCGCAGACUAGGGCAACACACAUGUGUGUGCAUGACUGCAUUGGCCAGGCACAGUGUUGCCCGCUUGCUGGACGGUUGAUUGACGGAAACAUUCAUGCUGAACACGAAGGAACCUUGCAUGCUAUGCGGUUGCUGGGGGACGUCAUGUGCCCCACGCCCACAUUCGUGCUUAUAUACGACACCCGUAUGCAAGCCUACAUGACUCGAGAUGGCUGGGUUGACGGGUAUUGACUUACAGUGGAGCGAAGGAGGAAAGAGGCGGAGCAACUGCGGUCAGCCAUCAUGUGUGGUUGCGCAUGCUUAUCGCCGGGCGGGGCUUGCCUCGUCUCAACAGCCCGCAUGGUGCGGCACCAUCCUGGUGCACAUAACUGUAAAGAUGUAGGAGGUGAGGGGCCGAUUGUCCUAUCACACAGCAGCGCCAUGCAUGCCGGUCCAGCGGCAUGGGGCCUGGGACGUGGCGUGCAUGCGCUGCUGCGUAAGCGAGGGGCCUUGGAGGGGGCGGAGGAGCAGCAAGGCGCUCCUGAAGUGGCGCCAGCAAGCAGGCUGUGAUAGCUGCGUUCAUUUGUGCUUGGCUGCUGGAAUAUCUGGACGCCAGAAGGGGUGUGCCGGCGGUCGUGGCGCGGGUUCAGACCGACACACUCCAAAAGCUUUGGCACGAUGCAUGCCGGAGAGUCGGAGUCACAGGCCAGGCCACAAUGUACACGGUAGCACGUGACUAGUAGUCACAUACUGUACACACUGUAAUUACCGACACAA
Molecule: messenger RNA, 2059 nt
Organism: Chlamydomonas reinhardtii
Lineage: Eukaryota; Viridiplantae; Chlorophyta; Chlorophyceae; Chlamydomonadales; Chlamydomonadaceae
Exons: 8
Coding region: 62-1084 (340 amino acids)
Molecular function (GO): hydrolase activity
Source: RefSeq, a predicted model, not a curated record